Gekko japonicus is the source of this 2814-nucleotide messenger RNA. Its product is annotated as cadherin-10-like. The coding region runs from base 1 to 2814 and encodes 937 amino acids. The transcript has 12 exons. Gene Ontology annotation, cellular component: catenin complex; plasma membrane; adherens junction. Gene Ontology annotation, biological process: cell-cell junction assembly; calcium-dependent cell-cell adhesion; cell morphogenesis. The record is from RefSeq and is a predicted model, not a curated record. Lineage: Eukaryota; Metazoa; Chordata; Lepidosauria; Squamata; Gekkonidae. Gene Ontology annotation, molecular function: cadherin binding; calcium ion binding.
AUGGAGCCUGGGGAGGACGGGAUCUAUGCCACUGUCCCGGCCGAGACCCGAGAGACGAGAGAGAGGGAGAGAGAGAGCCGGCUCGGGACGCCCCAGGACUCACCCAGGCAAGGAGGAGAGCAGCGGCUCCCACGGCGACCGGGGAACGACGACGGGCCGACAUGCUGGCCGAGACGGGCGGGAGAGAAGCGACAGAGGCACAACGGGCUGCCCGCGACGACGCCCCGGACGGAGGAGAAGCGCGACGGGGGGGGCCGGCAGGAGUCACCCGACAGGGCUCGAGGGAGGCGGCCGCUUCACUCUGACCAGGACAAAGGAGAUGGUUCCCUCAAGUACAUUCUGUCGGGAGAUGGGGCCGGCACUCUGUUUAUUAUUGAUGAGAAAACGGGUGACAUUCAUGCCACAAGAAGAAUUGACAGGGAAGAGAAGGCUUUCUACACCCUACGUGCCCAGGCUAUUAACAGAAGGACGCUGAGGCCCGUGGAGCCUGAAUCCGAGUUCGUCAUCAAAAUCCAUGACAUCAACGACAAUGAGCCCAUGUUCCCAGAAGAAGUUUAUACCGCAAGUGUUCCUGAAAUGUCAAUGGUUGAGAAUUGGCUCUCUAUUAAUAAAAGCUACAUACUUCCUCAUUGCGUGCUUGCCUCACCCACCUUCUUCUUUUUUUUAAUCUUCCAGCUUCACUCUGACCAGGACAAAGGAGAUGGUUCCCUCAAGUACAUUCUGUCGGGAGAUGGGGCCGGCACUCUGUUUAUUAUUGAUGAGAAAACGGGUGACAUCCAUGCCACGAGAAGAAUUGACAGGGAAGAGAAGGCUUUCUACACCCUACGUGCCCAGGCUAUUAACAGAAGGACGCUGAGGCCCGUGGAGCCUGAAUCCGAGUUCGUCAUCAAAAUCCAUGACAUCAACGACAAUGAGCCCAUGUUCCCAGAAGAAGUUUAUACCGCAAGUGUUCCUGAAAUGUCAAUGGUUGGUACUUCCGUGGUGCAAGUCACAGCCACAGAUGCUGAUGACCCUUCUUAUGGAAACAGUGCCAGAAUCAUCUACAGCAUCCUCCAGGGUCAACCAUACUUCUCUGUGGAGCCAGAAACAGGUAUCAUCAGGACGGCUCUACCAAACAUGAACAGGGAGAACCGAGAGCAGUACCAAGUGGUCAUCCAAGCCAAGGACAUGGGAGGCCAGAUGGGUGGAUUAUCGGGGACCACGACGGUUAACAUCACCCUGACGGACGUCAACGACAAUCCGCCUCGAUUCCCCCAGAGUACGAUUCACCUUCGCAUUCCAGAAUCUUCUCCAGUUGGCACUGCCAUUGGAAGUGUCAAAGCCACCGACGCGGACAUUGGAAGAAAUGCUGAACUUAAAUACCAAAUUACUGAUGGCAACGACAGGGAUUUGUUUAGCAUUGUGACCCAGAAUGACACACAGGAAGGCAUUAUAAUCGUGCAAAAGCCCCUGGACUAUGAGGCUCGAGGGCUAUACACGUUGAAAAUUGAGGCAGAGAAUCUCUAUGUAGACCGGCAGUUUUAUUAUCUUGGGCCUUUCAAAGAUACGACGACUGUGAAAAUCUCCGUAGAAGAUGUGGAUGAGCCACCUGUCUUCAGCAGAUCCUCAUAUCUUUUUGAGAUACACGAAGAUAUUGAGGUUGGCACCAUCAUAGGAACUGUGAUGGCCCGAGAUCCAGAUUCUGCUUCAAGCCCUAUCAGGUAUUCCUUGGAUCGCCACACUGACCUGGACAGAAUUUUCAACAUACAUUCUGGAAACGGGUCUAUUUAUACUUCGAAGAUGCUCGAUCGAGAACUAUCCCAGUGGCACAACCUUAGUGUCAUAGCAGCUGAGAUCAACAACCCCAAAGAGACGACACGUGUUUUAGUUUACGUUCGGAUCUUGGAUGUGAAUGACAAUGCGCCACAGUUUGCCGUGUUCUAUGAUACUUUUGUAUGUGAAAAUGCCAGAGCGGGACAACUAAUACAAACGAUAAGUGCGGUAGAUAAAGAUGACCCCCUUGGAGGACAAAAGUUUUUCUUCAGUUUAGCUGCUGUGAAUCCCAACUUCACAGUCCAGGAUAGUGAAGAUAAUACUGCCCGCAUCUUGACGAGAAGGAACGGCUUUAGCCGGCAUGAAAUAAGCACUUAUCUCCUGCCAGUGGUGAUCUCAGACAAUGACUACCCCAUCCAAAGUAGCACUGGUACUCUGACCAUCAGGGUGUGCGCCUGCGACAGCCGAGGAAACAUGCAGUCCUGUAAUGCGGAAGCUCUUCUCCUUCCAGCGGGUCUCAGCACAGGAGCGCUUGUCGCCAUUUUGCUCUGCAUCAUUAUUCUGCUGGUUAUAGUGGUCUUGUUUGCUGCCCUUAAGAGGCAGCGGAAAAAAGAGCCUCUGAUCUUGUCUAAAGAGGACAUCAGAGACAACAUUGUGAGUUACAACGAUGAAGGGGGUGGUGAAGAAGACACCCAGGCUUUUGAUAUCGGCACGCUGAGAAACCCUGCUGCUAUUGAAGAUAAGAAGCUCCGCCGAGACAUUAUACCGGAAACCUUAUUUAUACCACGGAGGACUCCUUCUGCUCCAGAUAACACAGAUGUCCGGGAUUUCAUUAACCAAAGGCUAAAAGAGCAUGAUAACGACCCCUCGGCCCCUCCAUAUGACUCCCUGGCAACCUACGCUUACGAAGGAAACGAUUCAAUCGCCGAAUCUUUGAGUUCUUUAGAGUCUGGCACUACCGAGGGAGACCAAAACUAUGAUUACCUCAAGGAAUGGGGGCCUCGGUUUAAUAAGCUUGCCGAGAUGUACGGUGGAGGUGAAAGCGAUAAGGACACUUCGUAA